Molecule: messenger RNA, 2675 nt
Organism: Zerene cesonia (dogface butterfly)
Lineage: Eukaryota; Metazoa; Arthropoda; Insecta; Lepidoptera; Pieridae
Product: probable cationic amino acid transporter
Exons: 20
Coding region: 1-2661 (886 amino acids)
Biological process (GO): transmembrane transport; amino acid transport
Cellular component (GO): plasma membrane
Molecular function (GO): amino acid transmembrane transporter activity
Source: RefSeq, a predicted model, not a curated record
AUGACGCAGGGAGGGCUGAGGGUGGGAGGCGGUGGGGUGGGGUGGCCCCCUCCCGCUGGCCACGCGGCCGGUAAUACGAGUGCGCCUAUGCGAGGCAUGUAUCUUGAACGGGCUGAUAUAACAGAGAAUUAUCAAUCCAAGUCCUAUAUCUGCAAAUGUUCAUGGACGGUGGUCAUCGCGUACCAUCAAGUGAUCCGCCAGCCAAAAAUGAGACGCGAGUUUGGUCAGUACGAAGACCCCCAUUUGAAUAUUGUUAAAGUCAGUUUAGCGAGCGACAUCGUUCCCCUCGCAUUUCACCGCCUCAGGGCGGUGGACUGGGGCACCGUCCGAAGAGACGGUCAUAACAUCUUCACUAAACUGAUCCGUACUCGCAAUCCACGGGACAUUGAAGGCCAGGAGCUGCCAGGGCCGGGAAAGCAGCGGCUAUCGAGAUGCCUCACUACCGCGGAUCUCACUUCACUGGGAGUGGGGUCGUGCGUUGGAACGGGGAUGUACUUGGUGGCGGGAAUGGUCGUGCAGAAGUUUGCAGGCCCUGGAGCAGCUCUGAGUUUCAUCAUCGCAGCUGUGGCGAGCAUCUUCUCUGGUGUCUGCUAUGCUGAAUUUGGGGUUCGUGUACCAAACACCACGGGAUCUGCAUAUACCUACUCCUACGUGACCGUUGGCGAAUUCAUUGCGUUCAUCAUUGGCUGGAAUAUGCUUCUGGAAUAUCUGAUUGGUACCAGCGCCUGCGCCCGCGCACUGAGCGCCUGUUUCGACGCUUUGUGCGAUGGAGCUCUGACCAGCUACUUUGCUCUUCAUGUCGGCACAGUCUUUGGCAAACCUCCGGACUUCUUGGCUUUUACCAUUACGAUUCUGAUGACUAUGGUGUUGGUCGCUGGGGUGAAGAAAUCGCUGUUCUUCAACAACGUGCUGAACAUCAUCAAUGCGAGCGUUUGGGUGUUCAUCAUCACAGCGGGACUGUUUUACGCCAAGUGGGAUAACUGGUCUGCGCAUAAUGGUUUCCUACCAUAUGGAUGGAGCGGGGUAUUCACGGGGGCGGCGACAUGCUUCUACGCUUUUAUUGGAUUUGACAUCAUCGCCACAACAGGCGAGGAGGCGACUAAUCCGAAGCGAUCCAUCCCUCUGGCCAUUGUAUCUAGUCUUGGCAUCAUUCUUCUGGCGUACGUGAGCUGCUCUCUAAUGCUCACGCUUAUCGUGCCAUAUGAUCAAGUAUCAACAGAGUCAGCUCUCGUGGAUAUGUUUGGAUUUGUUGGAGCGCCCACUUGCAAGUACAUCGUCGCAUUGGGUGCGCUAGCCGGCCUGACUGUCUCCAUGUUUGGGUCGAUGUUCCCGCUCCCCCGAGUGGUAUACGCAAUGGCCCAAGAUGGACUCAUCUUUAGGCAAUUGGCUGUUAUUUCGGAAACAUCUGGCACUCCAGCGUUUGCUACGGUGUGCGGAGGAAGCGUAGCCUCUGUGGUUGCUCUCAUGAUUCAACUAGAGGUCCUUGUUGAGAUGAUGAGUAUUGGUACUCUUCUGGCUUACACUCUGGUGUCAACUUGUGUUCUGAUCCUGCGUUACCAGCCGCAUUCAACUAAUCUCAUUGAACUUCUGCCGCAAAGUCUACGAACGCCGGUGGACCCUGAGGGAACAGCGUCGGGACAACAAGAAACAACCUUCGUUGCUACCACCCAGACCCACAUCAUGCCACCAACCCAACGCGUAAUGGUACGCCGCGUAACGCGCAGCUCACCGGAUUCUGAUGAUACUCUGCCCGGAGACGAGAGCGAGGAAUACGGCCGCGAUGACACUUUUCUUGUGAAUUCCAACUCGGAGAAUAAGUUCUAUGGAGCAGUUCCUGGGGGAUGUACGGGCGCAUCCCGAUGCCAACGGUUCUUCGACGCAGUGUACCGUCAACUGUUCGCGAUGUCCUACCUGUGCCCUGGCCUGCUGCCGUGGGUGGACUGCGGUCCAGCCACAGAACAGAGUGGAAUGUUCGUGAUCAAGGCCGUAGGUGUGAUGUACGGAUUUGUUCUGGUCUUCGACAUCCUCGCGGCUUACAGUAACCCGGGAACCUCCACCGUCACUACCGUCGUCAUGGUGCUGCUAGCUCUGGGAAUCAUCACCAUCCUUCUGAUGAUCUCGCGCAAACCACAGAACCGUCAAUCGCUGAUCUACAUGACGCCUGGAGUACCGUUCGUUCCGGCCAUCGCUGUAAUCGUGAAUGUCUACCUGAUCCUCAACCUGUCUAUUCUGACCCUCGUCCGCUUCACCGUCUGGAUGACCUUGGGCCUGAUAAUGUACUUCAAAUACGGCAUCAAGAACUCAGUAUUGGAGACGAACCCGCCAGUGGAACCGGAAGUCACCCCUCCACCACCGAACCCUCUGGACCGCACCAUGCUGCUUCCCGGCCCUACGCAGUCUUACCCCGUUGGUGACCGUAACAUCUUCCAAGGCGACGGCGCUGGACCAUUCGGAAAUGAUCAAUUCCCCGACCCGCUUCUGAGUUGGCACGUAACCGAAUUAGAGCCGAUGCAAUCCACCAGCCGCAGCACUGCAGGGAACAUUACCUUCAAGCAAGUCGAGUCACGCUACGACGCUCAGACCAAUAGCACCACAUCCCACACGUCAAGCCGACCACCCUGGGCCUAUCCUGACGUGCCUUAUGAUACCUGGGAUAACUAAAUUCUUACUAUACC